AUGCUUCCAUCAUAUUCAACAAUUUUCCUGGCCAUAUACAUCCAAUCUCAAGCCUCCAAUGUCGCAGCUUUGGUUAUACCCGACUAUACCUUGGACAACAGAAAUCUUCACGAUGGAGAAGAGUCCCCAGAUCACAUUUUUGCACGAGAUAACGCAGUGAAGUUGUUAUUCCAAGAUACUGAGAACGAUGAAAUGAAGUUCAUUUCGCAGCCUCUUGGAACCAAGUUAGAUGAGCUUGGAGAUUACACCUUUAUGAGUCCUGCUGGAUCUGGAGUCACAGUAUAUGUCCAUGACAGUGGCAUCAAUCUGCAACACGAUGAGUUUACUCAAUCAUUCCCUGGGGUGCGAAAAGGCACCGUUGGGCGGCUAUAUCCCUAUAGGUCAAUACUCGACCCCCAACCGACAACAGAUACAUCUGGGCAUGGAACCUGUGUCGCAGAUAAGAUAAUAGGUCAUAAAUUCGGAGUGGCUAAGGGGGCUGAUCUCCUUAUGGUGCCGUGGAUCAAUGUAAAAGACGAGAAAUGGAUUCAAGCAGGGUUGAGAGCUAUCAUCAACGAUAUCAAAGCAAAGAGGAAAAAGAACUCAAAUUUUGUGGCAGUUGUGAACUUCAGCUAUAAACUUGGAACAGCAAAUGAUUUAGGUGACCAACUAGAGACUUACCGAGCUCUAUAUAAGGAGAUCUACGACUUGGACGUUGUCAUGGUAUUUGCUGCAGGGAAUGAUGGAGACUUUGGCCGGACUGAAGUGGACCAUUAUCCUGCGCUCUUGGCUAAAGAAUUACCGAACGUUAUUGUCGUUGGGUCAGUUGAUGUCAAUGGUUACCCAUCGAAGUUCACUGAGGGUGGAUCCCUAGUGCAUAUCUCGGCUCCAGGAGCACUUAACAGCAAAAUUGGAAUCGAGUGCGCUCAGGGGACAGGAAAGUCUAGUACCUGGAAACUAGAAGGCACUUCAAUUGCUGCGCCGACUGUUGCCGGGUUUGCAGCAUAUUUGAUGUCGUUUGAAUCCGCAUUACGAAAGUCAGGAUCUGUGGCAAAGAACGUGAAAGCAAGAAUUCUCAGACUGGGCUAUAUACGUGCGAUUGGGGAUCUAGAGGGUGUGCCACCUGUGCCUGCUAUUUGGAACGGGCUACAAGGAUCGCCAGCUUGUUAA
Molecule: messenger RNA, 1149 nt
Organism: Penicillium taxi
Lineage: Eukaryota; Fungi; Ascomycota; Eurotiomycetes; Eurotiales; Aspergillaceae
Exons: 1
Coding region: 1-1149 (382 amino acids)
Biological process (GO): proteolysis
Molecular function (GO): serine-type endopeptidase activity
Source: RefSeq, a predicted model, not a curated record